AUGGACUGGAAUACAACAGUAACCGUGAACCAACUGGAGGAGCCUGAGAGGAUGAAAACAGACAGAAAGCUCAUGAAGCCUCAGGUUGAGAGACGAAGGCGAGAAAGAAUGAACCGCAGUCUGGAUAACCUGAGAACUUUACUCCUGCAAGGCCCUGAGCAUCAGACUGGAUCUCAGAGGCGAGUCGAGAAAGCCGAGAUCUUGGAGCACACUGUGCUCUUCCUGCAGACCUCCAUGGCUGACGCACAGAAAUCCAAAAGACAAGAGGAAUCAACAGAAGAGCACCAGUUCCUGGAUGGGUUCUCAACAUGCUUGCAGAAAGCUGUUUGGUUCCUUCAGGAGGAGAGCAAGAACCGUGGGCAGCAGGACACCCUGUCAUCCUCUCUGUACCAGUGCCUGAGCCGCCCACAUAUCUCCCAAACAUCACACUUGAAACACACGCCAAAGGUCAAGAUCACGCCUGACAUGAGGAACAGUGGCAAGCAAGGACUCCAGUGUGUAAGGAAACACGCCCUGUCACACCCGUACAGGGUUCCACUGCGACACACAGAACCAAAUACCGUCCAGCAUCAUGCAACCACAACUGCUGCAUCCCAACCCACCACAUCCAGCCCUCAGGCUGCGGUCCAGCAGUGUGUGUGGAGGCCUUGGCCUUAA
Trichomycterus rosablanca is the source of this 657-nucleotide messenger RNA. RefSeq names its product hairy and enhancer of split related-7 (gene her7). NCBI's taxonomy places the organism in Eukaryota, Metazoa, Chordata, Actinopteri, Siluriformes, Trichomycteridae. The transcript has 3 exons. Gene Ontology annotation, biological process: anterior/posterior pattern specification; regulation of transcription by RNA polymerase II; regulation of neurogenesis. The record is from RefSeq and is a predicted model, not a curated record. The coding region runs from base 1 to 657 and encodes 218 amino acids. Gene Ontology annotation, cellular component: nucleus. Gene Ontology annotation, molecular function: protein dimerization activity; DNA-binding transcription factor activity, RNA polymerase II-specific; RNA polymerase II cis-regulatory region sequence-specific DNA binding.